UUAUUCAAACCACAUGAUGGUAGUGACCGCCGCAGGAUUGUGACAGCAGCCAAACUGUAUCAAUAAGCCGGUUAUUUGUUGUUUUGGUAAAUGUGUGUGUGUUUUGUUUUGGCGACAGUCAUUGCAACGUUCCAAUUUUCAUUAUUGCUCGAUACCACUCGUCGGGUCAGCCGAACACAAGCCGCCAAUAACAAUAUACAAACAUUAUACCUAUUAUACGUUUGAGACUUUCAGAACUAACCGCGUUCGACCAAUGUUCGCCCGUUUCGACAACCGUCGGUCGGUCUGUGGAAAUAAAAAAUCAUCGUUAUAAUAUAUUUUAUUAAUAAUAAUAAUAUUAUUUUAAUUAUGUAAAACUGAUUUAAAUAGUUUAAAUAGUUUACCGCGUCCGUAUUUAUGUAUAUGUGUGUAUGUGCGCGCGCGCGUCACAAACCGACCGUCGAUUGUUAACGAUUAAUAUUAUAUUAUAUAAUAUAUUAUUAUUAUAAUAAUAAUUUAGUAAAAAUAUUUCUUGCUUUACAUUUCUUAUCAGCGACGGUGUUAUUAUUAUUUUCGUACGGCGAUAAUAAAUCUUCGAUCCAAUCGAUCGACAACUUUUGUGCUCUCGACCACUUUUGUCGUCGUCGUCGUCGGUGCCUGUGCGACGUGUUACACGUGUGUGUGUGUGUAUAUAUGUGCGAUCGCCAGUGAUUAAAUUAAAAAUCAGAAGCAAAAAUUAAAAUUAAAAAAAAAUUUUUUGUGCGUUUUCGGUUUUAGCUUUUUUUUUUUUUUUUAAUCUUUUUUUUGGUGCUUUUUAUCAAAUCGGGGUUUUGUUUUUUUGAGUUGGCGAUGGUCACAUGACACCGCGAAUGGUCUGAACGAUGAUCGGCAGGUGGUUUGCCGGGUUCGUGGUGUUUGUUGGUUACUUGUGCCUGGGAGCGUUUGUUUUCUACCGGAUCGAACGCAGGGAAGAAGAAAAACGACAUGUCUUGGAGCGAAUGGAACAGCUCGAACUCAAAGACCUCCUUGCAAGACACUAUAGCCAAGUCGACGCUCACAUACAGAAACAGUUCAUAAAACAGUUGAACGCGUUUUGCAACAGAACCGUCUUGGAAGAAGUCCCGGAUGAAGUACAUCAAUACCAAUGGACGUAUUACAACGCUUUCUUCUUCGCUCUCACCACGCUGAGUACAAUCGGUUACGGAAAUCUUCAUCCGACAUCAUGUACCGGACGCAUACUCGUGUUGGUAUACUCGCUGAUAGGAAUACCUCUCAACGGUAUUGUUUUGACUCAACUGGGAAGCUUUUUCGAAUCCAGAAUCCUUCGAGCUCACUACAGUUACAAAACCCAGAGAAUGAUGGGCCCUCAGCUGAGUCUAAUCGUCGACAUAAUUACUUACCUGAUACCAGGUAUAAUCGUGUUCAUUUUGGUUCCUUCGGCCGUCAUAGCCUAUUUCGAAAAGUGGACGUUCGACGAGAGCGUUUACUUUGCCUUCGUCACUUUGACCACAAUUGGAUACGGAGACUUCGUUGCUGGACAGACCGUCAACACCAACAUAUGGUACAACGCGUACAAAGUGUUCCUGGUGUUCUGGAUCAUGUUCGGUCUGGGAUAUCUGUUCAUGAUACUCAGUUUCAUAUCCAGAGCGAUGAGGUCCAAAACGCUGGAGCACCUGUUCCUGGAACGUCUCAAACACACCCACUCCAGAAUUUGGAACCAAUUCACCAAAGACGUGGUCUACAUCAGACGAGUACUCAACGAGUCUUAUUUGUUAAAAUUUAAGCCUGUAUACAAGAAGGAAGUGACGAUGAACGGGCAGCCGUUAAGGAGGAGCAGGAGUGCACCCAACCUGACGGAAUGGCCCGUGCUGAGAAAGUUGACGGUGCCGGUGGCCAAUCGGACUUCGGACGAAGAAGACGAGGAGACCGUCCGGAAGCGGUUCGAGAAGCACAGGAUGAAGCGUCGGCGGGCUUUGUCGCAGAACAAGAUGCGAUCGCUGAUCAGACGGGUAAAGGCCACAUCCGAAAUCGAUCUUGCCCACAUUGACAAGGAAGCCACGUUCGGCGCCGACAUAGCCUCCUACGAGCUCCUGUCCAGAGUGGUUGACGCCCUCGAAACGGCCGUGCCCAACAAAGCCGACGUACAAGACCACCACACGGCGAAGAAAAAAUCCAUGUCAAUUUCGGAAGGCAUUCAAGGUUUUUCGUCCGAUGAAAUAUUGGCUACAGAAAAGAACGAGUGGACAGUUGGCGGCGAAAUGCUAAACAGGGAGAACACGUUUACGGGCAAGAAUUCACGACAUUCAUACUUUGAGUACGACACGUGGGCCGGAGCCGACAACCGAAGUUACAAAAAAUUCAACUGUUAUCCAAUGAGUGGCGUACCCAAAGCCAGUGGCGGCAUCGGCAGUGGCGGCGGCGGAGGCGGCACCCAAAAGCCCCGUAUACCUCGGUUGAGACGCAUGUCGGCGGCGGCGUUCAACUUUUUGUCGCACAACAUCGCGCCCAGGUGGCUGACGGACAGGCUGAGCGACAACCGGGCCAGCGAACGGUAUGGCAACCAUCAAGCGGCCACCGCCAAGAAGGACAAACGCGAGUUGACCGACCCCAAACACCGCCUGUCGCUCAACGAUGACAACAAUUGCUAUUAUGGGUCGACGUUCAACGGCGGCGUGGACUACAGGCCCUUCGUGCCGCCAAUCAACGACUCGGCCACCGUGUCUGCAUCAGCCGCGCCGGUACCGCCGCGGUAUCGCCGGCAGUCUAGUCCCGACCCCGUGCUCACGCAAUGCGCCAACACGAUAGCGGUGGCCGACUUCCUGUACACCUUGCAGCGUUCGCUGGACAAGUCGUCCACGCUGUUCCCCAACCUGAAGCCGGCCAUGCACGAGCGGCGGUCUCCGUUGUUUACGCUGUUCCAAGACAGAAGGACAUCGUCGUCCGGCGAUUCCUGGCAGUAUUCCUCGUUGGCGUCAACGGCGUCGUCCAACCAGUGGACGGAUAUUACGGUCGCAGCGCCGUCCAACACCGAAUCAUUAGACGUGCAGACGCCGGAGACGAAAAAGGCGGACGCGGUCGAUUUGCAAGAACUGGCCAAACCCAAGAAGAAACGAAUCAGACGGUUUUCGAUCAGGCCCACGAUGACGUCGACAGAACCACCGGUCGAUCCGAAUCCGAUCAGGAACAAAGACGUCCGUUUGAAUAUCGAAGACUGAGCAAGACGACGAGGCGACAACAAAAAAAUUCGUUUUGUUGUGUAUAAUUUAUUUUUUCAUUUUUAUGUACUACCCUUCGAUAUAUCCGAAAAUACUGUCUGAACUUACUGGAUUUUCCGUCGGGUAAAGCUAUCGACGGUGCCAUUUAGAGAGAGAAAAAAAUGUAUACGAAACGCUUAUUACCAAUACUUCUCGUACGUCUGCAAUAUUAUUUUAGCCUUCUUGAAUAAUUUACUUUUUACAGCCGUUAUCGCGACAAUAUUUAUAAUAUUAUUAUGUAUUGCAAAUACGGAUAGACACGUCUCUGCGUGUGUACGUGUGUGUGUUUCAGUUGACUGUACUAUGUACAUAUUAUGUAUGUCUAAGUUUUUAAGCAACGCACGUUACGGAGAACCGGAAUAAAAAAAAUAAUAAAUACAAUGAAAAUCAUCAUGUUUUAUUGCAA
Molecule: messenger RNA, 3639 nt
Organism: Adelges cooleyi (spruce gall adelgid)
Lineage: Eukaryota; Metazoa; Arthropoda; Insecta; Hemiptera; Adelgidae
Gene: Ork1
Product: open rectifier potassium channel protein 1
Exons: 10
Coding region: 861-3194 (777 amino acids)
Biological process (GO): potassium ion transmembrane transport; stabilization of membrane potential
Cellular component (GO): membrane
Molecular function (GO): potassium ion leak channel activity
Source: RefSeq, a predicted model, not a curated record